AUGGUAAACCGUAGCCUUGUUGUAAGAAAGCUUCUUUGUGUUUUAAUAAAGGAGCAAGUUAAGACUUCUUCUACAUUGCAUAUCCAUUUACAUCAACAUCAACGCGUCCCCACUUAUCUCCUAAAUCCUAAGUCACAAAAUUCACCGCAAACUUGGGCUGUAGAAAUAAGUAUAUUUAGUUUUGUUUAUUCUAAAAUAUUAAAGUUCUCACCAAACAAAAAAAAAUCAACGGAGAUGUAGAACCCACUGAAACGUUCAGAGCUGUCGUUUCCUCAUCCAUUCUAAUGAUUUAUCUUAUAUAAUCCCCUUCACAAUCUCCACCAUAUUCUCAUGCAGCUUACUCACUUCAUCAUCUCUUCUUAACCCCAAAAAACAAACACACAAACAAAAAAAUAAAGAAAAAGAAUAAUAAUAUGGAUCUUCUCCUUCUCUUCUUCUCCCUUCUUCUCUCGUAUCUCUUCUUCAAGAUCUGUAAACUCAUAGACUCAAAGAAAGACAAAGACUGCUACAUCUUAGACUACCAAUGUCAUAAACCAUCGGACGACCGAAUGGUGAGCACUCAGUUCAGCGGAGAAAUCAUUCACCGAAACAAGAACCUCGGUUUAAACGAAUACAAGUUCCUUCUCAAAGCCAUCGUAAGCUCAGGGAUCGGAGAACAAACCUACGCUCCAAGACUCGUCUUCGAGGGCCGAGAAGAGCGUCCGUCUUUACAAGAUGGGAUCUCGGAGAUGGAAGAGUUCUACGUAGACAGCAUCGGGAAACUCCUGGAGAGACAACAAAUCUCACCUAAAGAAGUCGACAUCCUCGUGGUCAACGUCUCCAUGCUCUCCACAAUGCCUUCUUUAGCUUCGAGAAUCAUUAACCAUUACAAGAUGAGGGAAGACGUCAAGGUCUUCAACUUAACCGGGAUGGGAUGUAGCGCGAGUCUAAUCUCCGUAGACAUUGUGAAGAACAUUUUCAAGAGCUACGCAAACAAGUUAGCUCUUAUUGCUACAUCCGAGUCUUUAGGCCCUAAUUGGUACAGCGGAAACAACCGUUCGAUGAUUCUAGCUAACUGCUUGUUCCGGUCCGGUGGCUGUGCUAUUCUCUUGACUAACAAACGUAGCUUGAGAAAGAAAGCUAUGUUUAGGCUCAAGUGUAUGGUAAGGACUCACCAUGGAGCUAGAGAGGAUUCUUACAACUGUUGUAUCCAGUCCGAGGACGAACAAAGCCGUGUAGGGUUUUACUUGGGGAAGAAUCUACCAAAAGCGGCGACUCGAGCUUUUGUAGACAAUCUCAAGGUCAUAACACCCAAGAUUCUUCCAGUAACCGAGCUCUUGAGGUUCAUGCUAAAGCUACUCAUCAAGAAAAUCAAGAUGCAUCAAAACCCUAGCAAGGGCUCCAUGAAUCUCCCACCGGGGACUCCUGUAAAGGCAGGGAUCAACUUCAAAACCGGGAUCGAACAUUUUUGCAUUCAUACCGGAGGAAAAGCUGUGAUUGAUGGGAUUGGACAUAGCUUGGAUUUAAGCGAGUAUGAUAUUGAACCGGCGAGGAUGACUCUUCACCGGUUUGGGAAUACAUCGGCUAGUAGUUUGUGGUAUGUUUUGGCUUAUAUGGAGGCUAAGAAGAGACUGAAGAGAGGAGAUAGAGUGUUUAUGAUAAGCUUUGGAGCUGGUUUUAAGUGCAACAGCUGUGUUUGGGAAGUUGUGAGAGAUCUCACCGUUGGAGGAUCAAAAGGGAAUGUGUGGAAUCAUUGCAUUGAUGAUUAUCCACCUAAAUCGAUUUCGAAUCCUUAUUUGGAGAAGUUUGGUUGGAUUCAAGAUGAAGAACUUGAUACUUUCAAGAUCCCUGAUGGGUUUAUGUAAAACGUUUCCGCACAAAAACGCAAACUCGGAAACAACACAAAAGGGCAAGCACUUCCAGUAAGAUGAGGAAUUUUACUAAUUUGCCAUCAUAUUGGAAUGCUGGCUUCUUUUUCGUAUGUUAUGAAUUUAAUAUUUUUGUAUUAAUGUCAAGUUUUAAUUCAUUCAAUACCUCUUUUCAA
Messenger RNA from Brassica napus (rape), 2023 nucleotides. Its product is annotated as 3-ketoacyl-CoA synthase 12. Gene Ontology annotation, molecular function: acyltransferase activity, transferring groups other than amino-acyl groups. The transcript has 2 exons. Bases 414 to 1844 code for a protein of 476 amino acids. Gene Ontology annotation, biological process: fatty acid biosynthetic process. The record is from RefSeq and is a predicted model, not a curated record. NCBI's taxonomy places the organism in Eukaryota, Viridiplantae, Streptophyta, Magnoliopsida, Brassicales, Brassicaceae. Gene Ontology annotation, cellular component: membrane.